AUGAGUACUCCAUUUGUUAUAUUUUCUUUCCAUGAUGCAUUGGAUUUAAUAAAAUUUCUAUGAAAUCUUUGCGCACAAGUCUCAUGAUGUGUAUUUUGAGGUUAUUUUUUUUUGUUGGUGAUAGGAUUUAUAAUGAUUUGACACUUUUAUAAGUAUUGCUUGAGGGGGAAAGGAAAGAAAAAGAGGGCGAAGAAUUUAGUGGUUCUGAACUUUCUUUUGCAUUCAUUGAUGUGGCAGCACAACCAAGAUCAUGUUAGAAUUUUUAUUUCAGAUUUUUGUUGGAUUAUUUUAGAUUUUAAGAUUUCACUUGUUGAUUUUAAAUUCUUGAUUGGUUGCAGUUUUUAGAUAGGAUUAUCUUUUAUUCCUGUAAGCUCUAUAAAAAGGCUUUUUGUGGUUUUAUUGUAAUGGGAGACGUUUGAUGAAUAAAUUUUCAGAUUGGAGAUUUUCCAAAUUGUUGGAUGCUGAUUCCUAACAGUUUAGGUGUUAGUUCUUAAGUUUCUUGCUUGGUGCUGACUCUUGGCAACCCUUAAGUGCUGAUUCUUUGGGUUAUCUUAAAUUUAUUUUUAUGUUCUUUUAUUUUCCUAUUGAUAUUGUCUUUGCAUUAGCUUGGUAUCAAAGCAAACUGAUCCAUCCAUUUAAAAUAAAAAACCUCAAAUCAGCCAUUUGAAUGCCACAAAAAUAUCCCUCAUCACUGGGAACACAACCUUCAAGCUGUACAUAAAUCACCCGCAACCCAUAAUCCCAGCUGCCGUCACUCUCAGGGACCCCAGGACCCCAGAUCACAACCCGGCCAAACAAACCCCAGACUCAGUGAAAUUGAGACACAAACCACCUUGUUGCUGCCAACUUCUGUUGCCAAGAUGCACUGGUAAGGCCAGUCAUGUUCGCCGCUGUAACUUCCAGACCUCUUUGCACGUGACUGCUGUCAGCCUCACUGAUGCCAUUCUCCCACUUUUCUCCAAGUACCUGUGAAGGUCUCAAACUUGACCACAACUUAGAAUUUCUUAAAACAAAGUCUGACCCGAUCCAGUUUUGAAAGACUAGGACCCAGCUUGUAAAAGCACAGUAACUAUUAGCAGGCUGUAGGACCCAACCCAUGACUUUCAUACAAUCAUCACUUUAGAGCACAUCAACCAGACAACAACUCAGGUUUUGUUCCACUUAUUUUCUGAUACUUUAUUUUUUUUCAAGCAUCAUGGCAUCUCCAAACCACCUAUGGAUUUCAACAAUUGGUUUUGAAAAUUGGUUAUUCAAGACCGACCAAUUCUUUGUAAAACCUUUUUUUUUUUGAUAAGUCAUAAGUUUUAUCGAUAUCAAAAAAGGAACACCCUAGUACACAGGGAGUGUACAGGGGGUCAACAAUUCAAGUACAACAAUUACCAGAAUCAAGGAAAUCAAUAAAAGAAAAGAAUGAUUGGUUUUGUAUAGCAGCCAACCAAUCCAAUAAAGUUCUAAAGAAAAAUAACUUAAGGUCUGGUAUGGAUCUCUCAUUUUCUUCAGAACACCUACUAUUUCUCUACCUUCAAAGACAUCACAUUAAGCAAUGGGGAACAAUUAACCAAAUAUGACCAUUUUGAUGACGACCAAACCUGCCUGGCCAACAAGCUAGAAGCCCCACAAUAGAUUGCGGCAUAGCCCAGCUUACUCCAAAUAAACCCAACACCAUAGACCAUAGGUCCAUAGCAACUGGACAAUGCAGAAAGAGAUGGUCAACCGAUUCACCAUUACACUUGCACAUGUAGCACCACUCCAGUAUCUAAACUUUCCUUUUUUGUAAAUUAUCAACCGUCAAGCAUUUCCCUAAAGCGGCUGUCCAAACAAAGAAAGCUACUCGAGAAGGAAUCAUCUAUUUCCAAAUACUUUUCCAAGGAAAAUAUUAGUCAUUGGAGUCCACUAAAAUACUAUAAUAAUCCUUAACCAUAAACCUCUUGUCUAUAUCAAGUUUCCAACACAUCUUAUCCUCACCAAACCGCCUUACUGAAGAACCAUAAAUGGUGUCCAUGAAACCCAACAUAGCCUCUAAUUCCCGAGUAUGCACACCCCUAAAGAAACUUACAUCCCAAAAGAGAACUCCAUUAGUGGACUUCAUAAGCUUAGCCACACCAAUUCUUUGUAAAAUUGGGUUUAUCUUAUGUGAAAGAAAGGUUUGGUAGUCCAAAACGAGGGUUUUUUUGUAGAGCUUUGGAGUAUUGGAACCAUUACAAGAACCUUCACUUUAGAUGCCACUAGUCUCGAAUUACUUGGGAAAGAAUGAAAGGUCUUUGUAUAACCGAUGACUUUCAUACAAUUAUCAGUUUAGAGCACAUCAACCAGACAACAACUCAGGUUUUUGUUCCACUUAUUUUCUGAGACUUUAUUUUUUUCAAGCAUCACGGUAUCUCCAAACCACCUAUGGAAUUCAACAAUUGGUUUUGAAAAUUGGAAAUUCAAGAUGGAUCAAUUCUUUGUAAAAUUGGGUUUAUAAUAUGUGAAAGGUUUGGUAUGCCGAAAUGAGAGCUUUUUUUUUUUUUUUGUAGAGCUUUAGUAUUGGAGCCAUGAUAAGAACCUUCACUUUAGAUGCAACUGGUCUUGAAUUACUUGGGAAAGAAUGAAAGAUCUUUGUAUUGUAUAUUUCCAACAAUAUUUUUAUGAGAAUCUACCCCGAUCUUCUCCUAACAGUUUUCAAGAUUGAAGAGAUAAUAUACCUAUAAAAAAAAGAUUUUAGAGAUAAUAUGAGGCAAUGGUUGACAACCAAUUGCACAAAAUAAGAUGAAUGCUCUUACAUUUUCUUGUACUCCGCUUACUCAUGAACUAUAUCUGCCAUGCAUCAAGACUUAGAAUAUCUAAAGAAAGCUGUUCAAGACUUGACUGUUUAGACGAAGCAAAUGAAGACCCAACUUGAUUAAAUCGAAGUCCCAAGGAUGGUAAAUCACAAUGAGCUUACUGCUACCUGCAUAUAAGAUGAGAUUGAUAAUGAGAUAUCGGUAAUAGAGGAGAUUGGUCUUGACAUGGAAGUACAAAUGUCAAUUUUAAGUUGUUUCAAUGUUCAUGCAACCAAAAGAGUCUACUAUAGAGCCUAAACAACAAGAACCCUCUAUGCUUGAAGAAUCCAACAUGGUGCAUGAAGAUCUACACUUGAUGAAGUCAAAAAGGUUUAUAUGUCAAUUCCACAUGCUGCUUUUAUGAUUCCAUAAGAGUAUAAAGUGGCAGAAUGUAAGGUUUUUCUAUUCUUAGUGCUCCCCAAGGUGAUUUCUGAAUUGAAGCAAGCGUUACGUGCCAAAGUCCUAAUUCUUCAACACAAACUUGAGGUUGAGUUUUCUCCAACCAGGGGAGUAUGAUCCGGGAGCACAACCAAGAUUAGUUAAGAAUUUUUAUUUCAGAUUUUCAUAAGAUGUUCAUAAAAUUAUUUAAGAUUUUAAGAUUUUACUUGUUCCUUUUAUUUUGAGUUCAGGUAGAGAUUAUCUUUUAGAUUGGGAUUAGUUUCUAGAUUAGUUUUAGUUUUUAGAUAGGAUUAUUUUUUUAUUCCUGGAAGCUCUAUAAAAAGGUUUCAGGUGGGGUUUUACUGUAACAGGAGACAUUUGAUGAAUAAAAUUUCAGAUUGGAGAUUUUCCAAAUUGGGCCCAGUGAUUGAAAUGAGAAAGAUUGAUAACUUUUUAAGAAGAAUGUGUUAUGAUCUCCUUAUACUAAGUGAGGGUACCGCAAGCAUAACUUGUAUGAGGUCAUUUCCCCUUAAUGAAACUUCUUUAUUACAAAGUGAAACACAAAGUGAAGAAAAUGUAUUGGUUACCGCAAGCUGUGACCGCUCCAUUCGUAUAUGGUGGGAGGGUUCUUGCCACCGACGUUUUAGGGGUCACGAUGGGCCAGUCUUUACCUUGUCAGAUAAAUUGUUAGGUCAUGGCAAUAGCAAAGUAUUGGCAAGUGGAGGGGAAGAUGGUACCGUUCGCCUUUGGUCCCUUAAAUCUGUUGGCAAGCGUGGCCAGAGUGCUUUAAAGGCUACUCUGUAUGGGCAUGAGUCAUCUGUAAAGUUGAUGUCUGUUGCAGGGCAUAAAACUUCUCUUUUGGUGACCCUUUCAAGAGAUUCCAAGGUGAGGGUUUGGGAUACAACUAAAUCAUCUUCUGUUGAUUCAUCAUGCUGUGUGGGAAAGGCCUCUCUUUCUGGGUCACCUGCAAAUGUGAAGUGCCAUGAGUCUCUGCUCUAUGUGGCUGCUGGUUCCUCUGUUAUUGCAUUCGAUUUAAGGAUAAUGCAAAAAGUUCUUACUGCUGCAAAUUAUCAACCAAAGUUGCACUCGUUUGAGAUGUUGCCUUCAAAAUCCUUGAUCUGCACUGGUGUUGGUGGGAGAGCACUGCUUUGGGAUAUUAGAAGAAACCAGGAGACGAAACCAGAACCAAUAGUUGAGUUGGGCGGACACACAGGCUCGGUGUCAUUCUUGCACAUGGAUCCAUACAAAAUAGUUACAGGAGGCCGUAAGGAUUUUAACAUUAAUGUUUGGGAGACUGACACUGGUACACAAACAAAUUCAUUGAGUUGCCGUUCUGAUGAUUUACCAACUACUGGCUCUGGGUGCACUGCCCUUGCAGUAAAUGGUUGUCGUAUUGUUACUGCUUGUGGUGGUGAGGGAAUUGGCGUUGUCCGCUUUAGGGACUUUAAAAAUGCUACUUGUCCUGUUGUCAAAUUUGAAAAUGAGCAUGCUUCAAGGUUUUGGGAUCCACAAUCUUAUAGUGAUACUGAUGGCUCAGAUGACUAUACUGAUAGCUCAGAUGACUAUUCUGAUUACUGAUGACUCAAAUUGCCGAGCAGAUUUACUUGUUUAAUGCAUAAUUAAUAGCCCGUAGUCAUGUGGGGGGUUUUUGUUUUGGGGUAUAGCGGACAGACACCAGAUCAGUGUAAUUGUUUUUCCUCUUUAUAAAAGGUGUACAAAUGAAAGGAAAAACAUAUUGAGAUAUGUUUUGUUUAUUCUGUUCGCAAGGUUUUCAAAAUGCUGCAAAUGGACAAAUUGCUGAUUUGCAAGA
Quercus lobata is the source of this 4989-nucleotide messenger RNA. Its product is annotated as probable serine/threonine-protein kinase PkwA. The record is from RefSeq and is a predicted model, not a curated record. NCBI's taxonomy places the organism in Eukaryota, Viridiplantae, Streptophyta, Magnoliopsida, Fagales, Fagaceae. The transcript is spliced from 7 exons. The coding region runs from base 3561 to 4757 and encodes 398 amino acids. Gene Ontology annotation, molecular function: protein binding.